GCAGCAGAGUCGCCUGUGAGCGCCGGGAGGUUUUCUGGUGACGCUACCGUUGAUCAAUGCGUUCGUCAGGAGCCCGGGGGCGCGCGCCGCUGCAGCAGCUACCGACGGAUCUGAGGUCAACUUGAGAAUUAACGGCUCCAGUGCGCAGUGGGCCAUGUAUGCUAGCUGGAGACGAAAAUGAAACCCAGUCGCAACCUCCUCCUGGGCCUGUGCUCCAUGCUGGCUCUAGGAUUCCUCUACUACUCAUCAGGGAGGAUCAGCUUACAAGGCUGGGGCCACAAAUCAUUGUAUGACAAGCAAGGAUUCCUCCUGAAGCUGGAUGGUAGUCUGCCUUUGGAGCUGAUCUACAAGUACAGCAAUCUCAGUGAGGGAGCCUGUAAGCCUGGAUAUGCAGCUGCCAAGAUGACUGCCAUUUAUCCAAAAUUCACCAAACUGGCGCCCAUGUUCCUUGAUCCAAAUUACAAACUAUUCUCCAAGAUUGGUGAUUACUCGCCUCCAUUUGGGGUCAAAUCACAAGAGAAGAUCAUAGAUAUUCUCCUAUCAGCUACUAAGAGCUAUGGCCUUGGAGAAGAACUUGACAGCACUGAUGGCUUCUGGAAGUCGGUGGCCAGACACGUGCCAAGGGAGCCCAGCGACAUGCGCAUCCUGAACCCCUACUUCAUUCAAGAGGCCUCCUUCAAGCUGAUUGGCUUACCUUACAACAAUGGACAGAUGGGCAGAGGGAAUAUCCCAACCCUGGGGACAGUUGCCAUAACAAUGGCCCUUCAUAACUGUGAUGAAGUAGCCGUGGCUGGAUUUGGCUACAACAUGAGCACUCCCCAUGCCCCUUUGCACUACUAUGAGAAGAUUAGGAUGUCAGCCAUCAAAGAGUCCUGGACUCACAACAUAUCUAAAGAGAAGGAGUUCCUGUUGAAGCUGGUGAAGGCUGGGGUCAUCCAGGACUGGACCAGUGGGAUCUGUGGUGCAGGAUGCUGAUGGUCUGAAUUCCCCCACCAACAUGUGCUCCAACACCUGAAGAGGGAAACUCAAGGCUCCUUUGGCCACAUUCCCAGCAGAGAGCAGCUGUCACACAGCAUGGUCAAAGCAGAAAGAGCAUGUUCUGACCAGGACACCCUGCCCAGUGUUGAACUUUCACAUACAGUAUUGCAAAUUGGUCUCUCUGCAUUGUAACACAGUAUUUAGCUUGUCAGCGUUGCAGGUUAGUGUAUAUAAUAUAAUAUAUAUAUAAGCACCUGGACCAGGCUGCCCUGGUGUUGUGUUUAAACACAGAGCCCGUGCCAAGAGAAUACCUCUUCAAGUGUCCUUCUGCUCACACAGCUGAAUGUAUUCUGCAUCAAACCUAUAGUUGCUCAUUUGUAUCUUCAUCAACCCUUAUGUCACUGAUUUAUAUCUGAUUCAGGGUGCACUCUACAUGACACAUGUCAGCGCUGAUGGACCAGUCUCUGACGUCAGAGCGACAUGGCAACCAUCAACCAUCACAGUCAAUGUUAAGCAAGAGAUCUGGGGAGCACGAGCCAAUAAGAGUUCAAUCAGCAGCAGCAUGGAUAUCACAUUUAAACUCACUGUAGCAGAAGAGACACAUUUACUGUUCUUGUGAGACCCCCCACCCGUCAUGUCCACAGGAUGCAACAGAAGCAGGUCCUAUCUUGAUUUUACUUACAAACAAUUCAACUUUUUUGCUGUUCCUUGUCAGCAGAAGACUGAACACACUUUUUUUCACAUGCAAGUUUUCACACACGGGAAUAUUGGAAGGUGUUUGAAAUACCUAAUAUAUGAAGUGCAACCAGAAUGAGAUACAUCCAGCUCUGAACAUCUUUUUUUGUGUGUCCUAGGUCUUAGGUCACACUGUUCAGUGUCACUGUUGAGCUGCCCACAUGAGUUACUAAAGGAGACACACACACUUGACUUUGCUGAUGAUUUAGAUCAAGUCUGCAUUUUUCAUUCACAUUCAUUUACAGCUGUUUUCAUAGAAACAAGUCAUGUAGCCAUAAUACAUAUAUAUAUAUAUUUAUAUAGUCACUUUAUCUUAUCACUUAUCUCUCUCUCUCUCUCUCCCUUUUGUGAGGAAGUGAAGAACAGGUUCCAGGUCUAAGUAAAAUCUUGAACCAUGUGCUACUUAAAAUGUACCUGAGGUGCACUGAAUGAUUGAGUUUGUUUUCAUGUUAAUAGAUAGUGUUGGGCAGUUUUUUUUCUGAUGCUGGCAUUAUAGGCCCUUUUCCAACCUUCUCCAAAAAAGAUGCUAAACCCUGAUGUUAGUCGUCUCUAUUCACCGCCCAGACCAAGAACAUAAAAAACCUUCCCCUCAGACAUCUCACUCGGCCCGGCCACAGGCUGCGAUCUCAGGUCCCCUCACCUCAGCCACCAGUCCUGAUCAAUGUUACUCUCAGACAAGUGACCUGAUCUCUAACAAUCCAUUUCACUUACCUGGAGCAGCUGUGCUGAAAAGUGUGUGUGUGUCUGUGUGUGUGUUUCUUCACACAUUCUCGCCUGUGCAGUCUUUCCUCACCUCAUUGUGGGGGUUCAUGAACUGGAUGCAGUCAGAUUCUCAAGCCAAAGUAUUCAUAUUUAUUAUAGGCUGUUCACAAGAACACAUUAAAAAUAAAGAUGUAAAGAUUCA
Molecule: messenger RNA, 2617 nt
Organism: Paralichthys olivaceus (Japanese flounder)
Lineage: Eukaryota; Metazoa; Chordata; Actinopteri; Pleuronectiformes; Paralichthyidae
Source: RefSeq, a predicted model, not a curated record